CACCAUGAUUCUGGGCUUUGCCUAUACCUGUGCUGGGUGCAGAGCUGGGUGUUGGGGGUGCCCCGUGAGGAAGAUUUCACUCCCUGCUCUCAGGGAACUUAUCCUGGAGGUACAGUGAGUCACUUUGGGUCACAGCUAAAGGGAUCUUGGAGGAGGCAUAUCAAGACUUACUUUCAUUUUAAAGAUGAGAACUCCAGCCCCCAAUGUUGCACAUUUGUGUGAUUAUCUGAGUGUUUUCCAAUUAAAAUGGUGCCUGACCCAUAGAAGGCUUUGUCUGAUCUCUGUAGUUCCUGCUACUGUAGCCUCCCUUACAUGCUGCUUGUUCUUGUCACUCUCUCCCAGCGUGGCAGGCAGUCAAGUGUCCAAAGCAGAUGUGGGGAGGAUAUAAGAAGGCCACCAGCGACUCCCACCAGAAUCCAAAUGUUCAAGAGGCUGGCCACUAUCUAGAGGGCACAGUCCAGUACUGAAACAAUAGGGGAUGGAUGCUAUUUUGAGAGAGAUGCUGAUUUAUUUCCCCCUUUGAAUGAAAUGUCAGAACUUGUCGUACUCCUAGGCUGAGUCACCACCAGAAAAGGAAGCCCAGGCCUUCUCUUCCACACCAGCUUGAGUGAGCCAUUCCCCGGAAAGACAGACAGACACGGCCAGACUUCCCGAAAUUCACAGCAUGCUCAUGCUUCCAAGCACCCUCUGUGUACCUCCAACUUCUGGCACUUCUCUAAGCAAGGCUACUUUCCCCUUUUAAUGUGGGUAAUGUCUCUGUCUAUUGCCAUUUUCAAAAUAGUCUGUGAUCAUUGCCCAGCCUCACUCCAGCAGGACUUGAUUUCUAUGUGCGGCUACAAUCACAAUGGCAAUUCUGCAUGACUCCAUGACUGAGGUUGAGAUGUCUUGAUGGGGGACAACUGUGAUGUCAGCCUGGUCCCCAGGGGACAGGACACCAGGAACUCUCCAGACAAUGGCAGCUGCCUCUUCUUCUCCCCAGCCCCCAGCCUAGGACUUUGAUCCUUCCUUUUCUAUGUUCGCUAGAUGACAGUCUCCACAGAAAGAAAAUGCCAGCCCUUCAUCCUCUGUGGGGGAAUUAGAUUGCCUUACAACAGGUUUCCAUGUUCUUCCGAUCAGAACCCAAGUGGGAGGUAGUGGAACCAUUGAAAGACAUAGGUUGGAGGAUAAGAAAGAAAUAUUUCUUGAUGAAGAUUAAAAAUCAGCCAAAGGAACGGCUAGUGUUAAGCUGGGCUGACCUUGGCCCUGACAAGUAUCUAUCAGAUAAAGAUUUUCAGUGUCUAAUCAAACUUCUGCCUUCCUGUUUGCAUCCUUAUAUCUAUCGGGUUACCUUUGCCACAGCUAAUGAAUCCUCAGCAUUGCUAAUUAGGAUGUUUAAUGAAAAAGGAACUCUGAAGGACCUGAUCUACAAGUCAAAACCAAAAGACCCAUUCCUGAAAAAGUACUGCAAUCCCAAGAAGAUUCAAGGCCUUGAACUCCAACAAAUUAAAACAUACGGGCGACAAAUAUUAGAGGUACUGAAGUUUCUACAUGACAAGGGAUUUCCUUAUGGGCAUCUUCAUGCCUCCAACGUGAUGCUAGAUGGAGACACUUGUCGGCUGCUAGAUCUUGAGAAUUCCUUAUUGGGCCUGCCUUCCUUCUACCGAUCUUAUUUCUUACAAUUCAGGAAAAUCAAUACAUUGGAGAGUGUGGACGUGCACUGCUUUGGCCACUUACUGUAUGAAAUGACUUAUGGACGACCACCAGACUCAGUGCCUGUAGACUCCUUUCCUCCUUCGCCAUCUAUGGCUGUGGUGGCCGUGUUGGAGUCUACGCUGUCUUGUGAAGCCUGUAAAAAUGGCAUGCCUACCGUCUCCCGCCUCUUACAGAUGCCAUUGUUCAGUGAUGUUUUACUAACCACUUCUGAAAAGCCACAGUUUAAGAUCCCCACAAAGUUAAAAGAGGCAUUGAGAAUUGCCAAAGAAUGUAUAGAAAAAAGACUAGUUGAAGAACAGAAACAGAUUCACCAGCAUCGAAGACUAACAAGAGCUCAGUCUCAUCAUGGAUCUGAAGAAGAAAGAAAAAAGAGAAAGAUUUUAGCUCGAAAGAAGUCAAAACGAUCUGCUGUUGAAAACAGUGAAGAACAUUCAGCAAAAUACAGCAACUCCAAUAAUUCAGCAGGAUCUGGGGCCAGCUCACCUCUCACAUCCCCUUCAUCACCAACCCCACCUUCUACAGCAGGGAUAUCUGCAUUACCUCCACUUGCUCCACCUCCGCCUCCACCUCCACCACCAGCAGCUCCCUUGCCUCCUGCCAGCACAGAGGCGCCCACACAGCUCCUGCCCCAGGCUGUGAAUGGCAUGAGCAGAGGGGCCUUACUCAGCUCCAUCCAGAAUUUCCAAAAGGGAACUCUGAGGAAAGCUGAAACCUGUGAUCACAGUGCCCCCAAGAUCAGCUAAAAGCUUUGUGUAUACACUUGGGGGGAGAAGUUCUAUUCUUCCCCUCCCCAGGUACCCUCUUCCUGGAUGAACUGCUGAGCCAGUACAGCCACAUUUUGCAGAGGCUUACCUAUGAGGCUUUUCAAGAGGGAAAUUUUCUUCAAGUAGAAUAAAGACAGGCUGGC
This is a messenger RNA of Talpa occidentalis (Iberian mole), 2599 nucleotides long. RefSeq names its product PX domain containing serine/threonine kinase like (gene PXK). Gene Ontology annotation, biological process: protein targeting to lysosome; protein phosphorylation; early endosome to late endosome transport. Gene Ontology annotation, cellular component: extrinsic component of endosome membrane; late endosome; early endosome. Lineage: Eukaryota; Metazoa; Chordata; Mammalia; Eulipotyphla; Talpidae. Bases 1101 to 2435 code for a protein of 444 amino acids. The record is from RefSeq and is a predicted model, not a curated record. The transcript has 15 exons. Gene Ontology annotation, molecular function: phosphatidylinositol binding; actin binding; ATP binding.